Molecule: messenger RNA, 1941 nt
Organism: Malassezia restricta
Lineage: Eukaryota; Fungi; Basidiomycota; Malasseziomycetes; Malasseziales; Malasseziaceae
Product: Bacterial low temperature requirement A protein (LtrA)
Exons: 1
Coding region: 1-1941 (646 amino acids)
Source: RefSeq, a predicted model, not a curated record
AUGCAUUCUGAAGAUACGGAUCAGGAACCAACAGUAGAUUCAGGAUGGAUUGACGCAGAAGGUGUAGCUGAUCCCAAUACAUUCGAACCUAUCUUCAAUGAUGAGGCCGAACAACCAACUUGCGCGGAAACCGAGGGCGAGAAAGGUAAGAACGUCCAUCAUGAUAUAUUCCAUCUCGUGCAUGGAAAAAAAGCAACGGAUGGUAAAGUGUCACGCCAUAUCGAUACGCACGGAUUUGAUGUGCCUGUCAAAUUUGGGCAUCUAUUCAAACAACCAGUGGUUAGACAAUGGAUCCACGAAGGCAGCGUCUAUCGCGAAAAAGACGAACGUAUCCCGUCGCGAUUUGAACUGUUUUUUGACCUGCUCUUUGUAGGAAUUGCGCACACUUUAGCUGAGACUGCCACCUCGGAGGCCACAGGCUUCAACAUCCUCAAAUUCAUAUUGGAAUACUUUCCCACGUGGUCCAUCUGGAUGGAUGUUCGUACGUUCCUGAAUGUUUCAGGUACGGACGACGUCAAGGAGCGGAUUGGUCUUCUUGCUUAUAUGAUUCUUUUGAAUGGUUUCUCCGCAAAUGCUGCUUCUCUCCAAAUCAAAAAUGCUGCUUCGCCGCAAGAUUUGGGUACACCCAAGCACGGAUACCAUCAUAAAAGAGGUGCAUUGGAAGAAUCCACUUGCGAGGACACUUCCUGUCUCGCGUUCUACUUGGGAAGUGGUUACUGGCUUGUCGAUGGCUAUGAAAAUGCUAUACACGCAGCCAUUGCUUUUUAUCUUGUGCUUCGUCUGGUUCGUAUCCUGCUUUAUCUCUUUUAUGGCUGGAUGCUGCCAAAUUUCCGACUCUCUAUGUGGACAAAUGCAGCUAUACGCACGAUUGUGUCAACGAUAUACAUACCCAUUAUGUUCGUUUGGUCUGCGCCACUUAUUUUGAUCCUUAUGUUUGUCGGUAUGGUUUUGGAAAUGCUCAAUUCGUUCAUGGUAUUGUACACGGUGAGAACUUUGAACUAUUAUACCAAGAAGAGGACCGGCCGUCGGCUAUAUAUCCCUGCUUUAUCGCUCGAACAUGCCAUGGAGAGAACGACUCAGUUUGUCAUCGUCGCCACGGGUGAGAUGAUAGUAAGCUCUACUUUCACAGCAUCGAAAAAGUACGGCUUGACGGACAAGUUUGGCCGAAGUUCGUUGGCCAUUUGUUGCUCGUUUUUUAUUAUUUGGCUAUACUAUGACGCAGAUUCCUCCAGAACCUUUCAGCACGCGCUCCGUCGACAUGCCAUUACAUCUUCAAUGUUUUCAGCAUUACAUUUCCCACUGACGGCAGCGCUGAUUUUGCUUGGUUCUUCACUGACACAACUGAUUAACCUUCGUGACGAGUCCAAUGGAUACCUUUGGUUCUGGAGCGGUAGCUGCGCUGUGUACCUGCUUAUCGUGGGUAUCAUUGGUCUGCUUCAUCGAAACCUUGACAAGCACAACAGCACCCUUCUUCCAAGGUGGUGCCGACUUUCGCUCAGGUUUAUCGUGGCCUUGAUCAUCUUUUUUUUGCCUUUGAUGCGGAAAAAUUGGGACACAAUUGACUUUUUGGGUGUGAAUACGGCACUCUUGUUUUUUUUGGUGAGUUUCGAGACCAUCACCAAGGUGGGGGCCGUGGGGCGGCGUUACGAUCAGCAUGGGUCAGCGCUGGUUCACCGUGCCAAGCGCAGCAGUCGAGCCCGACGUGAUCCAAAGGCUUCUGAGGCAAUGCAAAGUGCUCGUGCGGAGCUUGAAGCCAUGGGUGCCACUCGCCCUUCGCGGAUGGCGAAUAGGUUGCGUCUCAAACGUGAAUUGUCAUGGCACCCUUAUGAGGGACUUACGUUGGCGGAGACAGGCGAGGAAGACGUGGGUAUGGAGGGCGAAUUGGGUCACUUGCAAGUCAAGGAGCUCAGCGCCGGACAACGCUGGGCGUAUUGCACAUAA